ACCAGCAGGUCAGCACUAGCAGCUGCCGCGAGCGGUCCAGAUGUACUAGAAGAUCCCGAACCGCAGCUAAACGCUGAUCGAGCACAGUAGGCGAUGGAGGAAUGUUUGCUGACACUCCACUUCCAGUGUGCACUAUGAUCAGGAAAACUAACCACGCUGAAGGUUGUGGUUGAAGAAUCCGACUCAUGGUGGUGACUUGAGUCUCUCUCGCGAGGACUUGCGAACUAUUGAAGAUGCCUGCCCGGUAAGGAACCGACUUUUAUGCGCGAUCGGGUAGUCUCUAUUUACGUCUGUUCGGUCCUGCGGGAUAUAAUUUUGAUAAUUGCUGGCUGGGAAUCAUCCUCUAACCAAGCAUUACCAAGGAUGUCCCGGAGCUUGUUCGCUGAGCUUGAGGGGCUGUGUGAACCAGAACCAGCUGAUGCGGUUUGUUUGUUUAUGUAUGCUUCAGAAUUUUUUCACCCGAGCUAAUAGGCAUCCACCAAAACUGGGCACGACCUCUCAUCAGUUAUGGAAUAACAGGAAUCCAGGUAAUAUCUGUAACACGGCGAGCAAAAUCAACUGACCCACCUCCAUUUACCGGUCCAACACUCCCGUUCUGUGGGUCAAGUGCGCUGUUAGGGUGGAGAGGAAACAAAGGGCAACCCUUCUGCUGUGUACCGCCAUUCUACGCAACGUGCAUGAGCUAUCAUCCAUCAUCCGUAACCGAUGACCUAAAGAGACAGCCGUAUGCCGUGAGACGGAAAAACUCCUUCAUUAGAGGUUUUCUCGCUGACUUGACUCAUUGCGCAAACAUGCAAUCAUGGCGCGAGGUUUCACUGCGCUAAUCAUACGGUACCGUGGCAGCGUUAUCUCUUGCACCUACUUACAAAAACACCCAGCUCGAAUUGAGAUUCUCCUGAUGCUCCUAGUUGGGACCAUUCUUCUGAUAUUUUCAUCAAUUUCGUCCCGAUCGAACGAGUCAGACUGGCGACAUGCAUCAACCCGACCAAUGUGAGCCGCCAUUUCGCAACAACUUCGGCGUACGCAACAACUUACGCCCCCCGGGGGGUUGUUGCAGCAGCAUUGUUCUCGUCAAUCUGUCUAUAAUCCCCGCUAAUUACCAGCGAGCAUUUCCAUUUACCCCCGGCGCGGAACGACCUUUCCAAUUCCGGCUGUUGGAGGCGAAGGCAUUGGAUGCGUUUCUCCCAUCAAACUCACGCACGAUGCGUUCUAAUCACAAUAAAUCUUGCCACCCGCGGCUCGGGGCUGAUUAGUUGCGAACAGGUAGUGGAUGUGAGUGUAUCUUUCGCGGAGUAGUUCCGAGCCGAGGUUCCGAAAUCCCCGUUUUGUACUGUCCAACCAUGGUGCCGUCGGCGACAAUCGUGUUUGGAGUCGUAGCCUUCUGUGGACUGCAGUUGGUCCCGGGCCAGCUUACGGACGAUGUGGAGUUUAUCGAUCCAACGGUUGGGCUGGGGCCGGGCGGUACUGCCAGCGGGAUUCCACUAGGGCCGCGAGGAUUCCGUGGGUUUGAAAUCCUUCCCAGACCGGAACCAUCGUGGAAGGCGGGCGCAACACUGGUUGCGGACAAUCCGGAGCAGCAGAUCAUGGGAACGAUUUCCUUCCGCCAGUUCGCUCCGGGCCACGUCCAGACGGCCAUCAACGUUACCGGCCUGCCGGUGGGGAAGCACGCGGUCCACGUACACGCGUUCGGCGAUAUGCGCGAGGGAUGCAAAUCGACCGGGCCACACUUUCGCAGCAGCAUCAUUGGCAACAUCGAGGUAAAGGAGGACGGUAACGCGAUGAUCGAUUUCCACAGCCCGUACAUCAAUCUGUUCGGGUUCGCUGGCAUCGUGGGCCGCUCGAUCGUGGUACACGAGAAACCGUCCGAGAUCUACCGGUUUCCGGACCUGUCCAUCAACAAUCCGAUCUCGUUCCAGGGCGAGGAGGAUACGGUCGGCGCGCGGAUCGCCUGUGGGCUUAUAACGAUUCUCGAUAAUGUCGCGCCGUAGAAUGUAAUAUCGUAUUCAAUAAAAA
Molecule: messenger RNA, 2013 nt
Organism: Anopheles stephensi (Asian malaria mosquito)
Lineage: Eukaryota; Metazoa; Arthropoda; Insecta; Diptera; Culicidae
Product: superoxide dismutase [Cu-Zn]
Exons: 3
Coding region: 1341-1988 (215 amino acids)
Biological process (GO): removal of superoxide radicals
Molecular function (GO): superoxide dismutase activity; copper ion binding
Source: RefSeq, a predicted model, not a curated record